Oncorhynchus tshawytscha (Chinook salmon) is the source of this 1033-nucleotide messenger RNA. RefSeq names its product purpurin. Gene Ontology annotation, molecular function: retinoid binding; retinol transmembrane transporter activity. The transcript is spliced from 6 exons. The coding region runs from base 269 to 859 and encodes 196 amino acids. The record is from RefSeq and is a predicted model, not a curated record. NCBI's taxonomy places the organism in Eukaryota, Metazoa, Chordata, Actinopteri, Salmoniformes, Salmonidae.
AGAUGUGCUUUGUGUUUAGACUAGAAAAUACCCUUGCUACAAUUACAUAAAGCCAUUUCAUUGUGUAUGGGAGAGUGCAACAGUUUUUGGGUAGGAUUUUGUUAACUGGAUUAGUAAGAUUAAGAUUUAACCCUCCACUCAGGACCAAGAUGUGAAAAUAAUCAGUGAGCUCGUCUGUGCCUUGUGUAUAUAAGGAUCCUAGACAGAAGAGAAACGCAUAACUGCAACUUCAUUGAAGCUUAACCUCUUGCUUUGUUCCUGAAAAGAAAUGGACUUCCAUAUGCUGGCCCUUGUGGUGGUGCUCCUGGCAGGUCUGGAGCAGAGUUGGGCUGCCUCCUGUGUGGUGGACAGCUUCAAUGUCAAGGAGGACUUUGACCCCAAGAGAUACGCAGGGAAGUGGUACGCUCUGCAGAAGAAGGACCCUGAGGGACUGUUCCUCCAGGACAACAUCUCAGCUGAGUACACCAUCGGUGACGACGGCUCCAUGGUCGCCGCCUCCAAGGGACGUGUCACACUUUUUGGAUUCUGGGUUGUGUGCGCUGACAUGGCUGCCCAGUACACUGUGCCAGACUCUGCCAACCCUGGAAAGAUGUUCAUGAACUACCAGGGCCUGGCCAGCUAUCUGUCCAGCGGAGGUGACAACUACUGGGUGAUUGACACCGACUAUGACAACUAUGCCAUCACAUAUGCCUGCCGUACCCUGAAGGACGAUGGAAGCUGUGAGGAUGGCUACUCCCUGAUAUUCUCCCGUAACCCCCGUGGCCUGCCACCAGCCAUCCAGAGGAGCAUUCGUGCCAAGCAGGAAGAGAUCUGCAUGGCCGGACAAUUUGAGCCCGUGCUGCAGUCUGGAGCUUGCUGAAUGUCUACUAUGAAGGAACUUGUGCUGCCAAGGGAUCCCUACAACAUGCUGGCUUGGACAGAGAUAUUUACUGAUGACUGAAGAGGGAAAUCGCAUAAGAUUUUUUUUAUAUAAAAAUUAUAUUAUGCCACUCAUGUACAGUACCAGUCAAAAGUUUGGACACCUACUUUAUUU